Oncorhynchus nerka (sockeye salmon) is the source of this 6083-nucleotide messenger RNA. RefSeq names its product Bardet-Biedl syndrome 4 (gene bbs4). Gene Ontology annotation, biological process: protein localization to cilium; cilium assembly. Bases 393 to 1973 code for a protein of 526 amino acids. The transcript is spliced from 16 exons. Gene Ontology annotation, molecular function: protein binding. NCBI's taxonomy places the organism in Eukaryota, Metazoa, Chordata, Actinopteri, Salmoniformes, Salmonidae. Gene Ontology annotation, cellular component: ciliary basal body. The record is from RefSeq and is a predicted model, not a curated record.
ACUGUACUAGGGAUGGAACAUAAAUCGCAAAAAAUUGAGGUUUUGGUGGCAGCUGCAGAGAGGUAUUUGGGUGUAUGAGACUUGACAUCAGAAGAGUUACAGGGUUUGGUGGUGUCCCAUCCUUUCACUGGUGGUGUCCCAUCCUUUCAAGUUGUUGGCCUGAGGUAGGACUAAAUAGAUUAAAAUAGUGGAGUAGGGUGGUGUUACAUUUUAUAAUUUAAAAAAAUGUGAGUGCAGUGUUAGAUGGUAGGGUAUUUGUUUGUUUAUUUUUUCAACGAAAGUAUAAGGGAGUUGUACUCCAGUCUAGUAGCUGGCGGUAAUGCAACAUUUUAAUGGACGCCAACUGCCGUUAAACCUCAUCAAAGAAGAAGAAUCCGACCAUAGAAGUAAACAUGGCAGACGACAAUCCCGUAGCGGAUGUUCAACUGCCUCCAGCUUCUGAAAUCAGGAAGCCUCGUCCUAAAAAAGCGCCUGAGCUCCCUAUUUUGGAGAGAAGAAACUGGCUCAUCCACCUUCACUACAUCCGUAAAGACUAUGAGACCUGUAAGUCAAUCAUCAAAGAGCAGCUACAAGAAACCGGGGGGAUGUGUGAAUAUGCCGUCUAUGUACAAGCUUUAAUCCUUCGCCUGGAAGGGAAAAUCCAGCAGUCACUGGACCUGUUCCAGAGCUGUGCAAUACUCAACCCUGGCAGCUCGGAUAACCUCAAACAAGUGGCCAGAUCCCUAUUUCUCCUUGGUAAGCACAAGGCUGCCAUAGAGGUUUACAAUGAGGCUUCACAGCUCAAUGAGAAAGAUUGGGAGAUCAGCCACAACUUAGGUGUGUGCUACAUCUAUACCAAAGACUUCAACCAUGCAGAAGAGCAGUUGAACAUCGCCCUGGAGUUGAGCAAGCACGACCUGACCUACAUGAUGCUGGGAAAGAUUCACCUGCUGGAAGGGGACACUGACAAAGCCAUCGACGUGUACAGAAGUGCUGUUGAGUUUUCUCCUGAAAACACGGAUCUUCUCACCACUCUUGGCCUGCUAUACAUGCAACAAGGCAAAUAUCAGAAAGCUUUUGAACACCUUGGGAAUGCCCUGACGUAUGACCCCAACAACUUUAAGGCCAUCCUGGCAGCCGGCAGCAUGAUGCAGACGCAUGGGGACUAUGAUGUUGCCAUGAAUAAGUACCGCGUGGCAGCUUAUGCUGUACCUGAGAGCUCACCCCUCUGGAAUAACAUUGGCAUGUGCUUCUUCGGAAACAAGAAAUAUGUGGCGGCCAUCAGCUGUCUGAAGAGGGCCAACUACCUGUCUCCGUUUGACUGGAAAAUCCUGUACAACCUGGGCCUGGUGCAUCUCACCAUGCAACAGUAUGCCUCAGCCUUCCACUUCCUCAGUGCUGCCGUCAACCUGCAGCCAAAGAUGGCAGAGCUCUAUAUGCUGCUGGCAGUUGCACUUACUAAUAUGGAUGAUGGGGAGAAUGCCAAGCGAUCAUACGAGCAAGCAGUGUUGUUGGAUGACUGUAACCCCUUGAUCAAUCUGAAUUUCGCAGUCCUGUUGUACAAUCAAGGAGACAAAAAAGGAGCCACAGAUCAGUACCUGGAGAUGGAGAGUAAAGUGAUGGAAAGCAGCCAUAAUGCAGAAUUUGACCCAGAGCUCAUUGAGAUGGCCCAGAAGUUGGCAUCUGCUCUCCAGGUGGGAGAGACCUCGGUGUGGACCAAGCCAGGUAAGGACUCCAAAGUCAGUCAGCGCUCCAAGACCACGUCCCUGCAGCCCCUGGGCACCAACCAGGCCCUUGGGCAGGCCAUGUCUUCAGCUGCCAGCAAAAGCAUCCAGCUAGCUGCAGGCUCUAAGGCUCCACCCAAGUCCACCUCCACGCCACUAGAUGAAGAGCAUGAUGUGGAGAAUGCCCCUUCCCCUCCCCUAGGGGACCCUGAGUCAGAGGAUCCCAAAGCCAAAGAGAAGAAGAGCAAGUCUAAACCUGUGGCUGAGUAGGGUCCAUGAUCCACUGCUAUGUGAAGCGAAGCAGUGUAUAGUUGAAUAGCACAUUACAGUUGAAUAGUAUGUACUGUAUUUGGGUUGGAUUGUUAAUUGCAUGUUUAACAUGUUUUGAAUAAAAGUAGGGGGUGACGUUACAGUGCAUACAGAAAGUAUUCAGACCCCUUGACUUUUCCCACAUUUUGUUAGGUUACAGCCUUAUUCUAAAAUGUAUUAAAUCGUUUUUUCCCUCAUCAAUCUACACACAAUACCCCAUAAUGACAAAGCAAAAACAGUUAUUUUAUUUUAGCAAAUCUAUUACAAAUAAAAAACUGAUACCACAUUUACAUAGAUAUUCAGACCCUUUACUCAGUACUUUGUUGAAGCACCUUUGGCAGCAAUUACAACCUCGAGUCUUCUUGGGUAUGACACUACAAGCUUGGCACACCUGUAUUUGGGGAGUUUCUCCUAAUCUUCUCUGCAGAUCCUCUCAAGCUGUCAGGUUGGAUGGGGAGCGUCGGUACACACAUUUUUCAGGUCUCUCCAGAGAUUUUCAAUCAAGUGUAAGUUCGGACUCUGUCCUUGAGUGGCCCAGCCAUUCAGAGACUUAUCCCGAAGCCAUUCCUGCGUUGUUUUGGCUAUGUGCUUAGGGUCGUUGUCCUGUUGGAAGGUGAACCUUUGCCCCAGUCUGAGGUCCUGAACGCUCUGAAGUAGGUUUUCACCAAGGAUCUCUCUGUACUUUGCUCCGUUCAUCUUUCCCUCGAUCCUGACUAAUCUCCCAGUCCCUGCCGCUGAAAAAUCCCCACAGCAUGAUGCUGCCACCACCAUGCUUCACCGUAGGGAUGGUGCCACGUUUCCUCCAGAUGUGAUGCUUGGCAUUCAGGCAUUUCAUCAGACCAGAGAAUCUUGUUUCUCAUGGUCUGAGAGUCUUUUGGUGCCUUUUGGUAAACUCCAAGUGGGCUGUCAUGUGCCGUUUACUGAGGAGUGGCUUCCAUCUGGCCACUUUACCAUAAAGGCCUGAUUGGUGGAGUGAUGCAGAUGGCUGUCCUUCUGGAAGGUUCUCCCAUCCCCGCAGAGGAACUCUGGAGCUCUGUCAGAGUGACCAUCUGGUUCUUGGUCACCUCCCUGACCAAGACCCAUCUCGCACGAUUGCUCAGUUUGGCAGACAGAUUUAGGAAGAGUCUUUGGUUCAAAACUUCUUCCAUUUAAGAAUGAUGGAGGACACUGUUCUUGGGGACAUUCAAUGCUGCAAAAAAAUGUUGUGCCUCAACACAAUCCUGUCUCUGAGCUCUACAGAUAACUCCUUCGACAUCAUGGCUUGGUUUCUGCUCUGACAUGCACUGUCGACAGUGGGACCUUAUAUAGACAGGUGUGUGCCUUUCCAAAUCAUGUCCAAUCAAUUGAAUUGACCACAGGUGGACUCCAACUUGUAGAGACGUCUCAAGAAUGAUCAAUGGAAACAGGAUGCACCUGAGCUCAGUUUCGAGACUCAAGCAAAGGGUCUGAAUACUUAUGUAAAUAAGGUAUUUUUAAUACAUUUGAAAACCUUUCUAAAAACGUGUUUUCGCUUUGUCAUUAUGGGGUAUUAUGUGUAAAUUGUUAUGGAAAGAAAUGUAUUCAUUAAGGCUGUAAUGUAACAAAAUGUGGAAAAAGUCAAGGGGUCUGAAUACUUUCCGAAUGCUUUGUCUGUAAAGGGAUAUUCUGCUUAUAUCAUGGUUUGGCACAGAAAACAAUAAUACACAAAGUACAAUUUAAAUGCUGUUUACAUCUGCUGAAGUAGCAAACUAACUACACUCUUUUUAUGUAGCCUACGGAUAUGGAGAGGUAUUUUCUGGCGGAACUACAAAGUGUAACUCUGGAGGAUGUUGCAACUGAAUGGUUAAUCAAAUGCCCACCUAUCAAGCACCCUUCAGCCAAUCAGAAUCGAAUCGAAUGUUCAACAAAACCGUGGUAUAAAAAAUUAUAAACUGUUAGUGUUACUAACUUGAGUGUUGUCUCAUCCUCUCCCUGUCAAGAUGGAAGGCCUUUCAUAAGAAAAAAUGCUUUUGGAAAGCCAACAUGAUGUGGUCCAAAUAACCUAAAACUUAAAUUAAUAGUCUAGGUGUUUAUUUGCUUCAAUCACUGAACAUAACCGGCGCUUAUUAGAGACAGGCUCCUAUUUGAGCCAGGUGUCUAUAUCCUUAAUGCACACAGGUCUUCCUCAAUAAAAUGUUGAAAAGACUAGCACACUGUUUAUGACCAAUACAAACAUAACAAAUUCAUCACAGAUCAGACUUGCAAAGACGAGGUUGCCUAUCAUACAUCCCCAAUGUCAUGCAUCAGCACCAACAUGAUCUUACCAGAUAGAAUUCAGUAUUCAACGUUUGUUCAGGUCCCCGGGACAUCGGGAGAUGCCUUCCAUUCCAUCCACUAGGGACAACUUAACCAUCAAGUUUUUGUUGCUUUUAAAGAAUAUAUAUAUAUUUUCUGUUUUAACAACCUUAAUCCUUACCUACUUUCACUUCACCCAUAGACGUUUAUCCCUCCUGGACAAACGUUGAAUACUGAAGUGAGACCGUGAGAUCUUGCUAGUUGAGCCAACCAUGUCAAACCAGACUGCUGUUUCACCCAUGGCAAUAAUGUUGCUCUCCUUUCUCUUCUAUUGCCUAAUCUUUACGUUACUUACUGAAGUUCACUCGUAAACAUUUUUUGAAAUUUGAAACAGGCGUUUAUUUGCUUAAAUGUGUGCCGAUGCGCAGCUAAUAAAAGGGGCAGGCAGCUAUUUGAGAUUGUGUGCAUUUAAUUGAAGUUUUACGGUAAGUAUUUUGUGAAUCAGCAUUUUUAAACCGUAGUUGUGUACAAGUUACUAAUUGAGGAUGGUAAGAUCUCAGGGCUCGAAUUCACAAGGCAUACUAAUACUAAGAAAUUCAUUCUCAGAAUUAUGACAUUUUCUCCUAAGUGUAAGAAUUUUUAUGAAAAUAAAACAAAUCUAUAGCCGUAAAGCAGAGACUUUAUUAGGGCUAUUGAAAUAAAUUUUGACUAUUGUUUGCCGGAUUUUAUUUGUAACAAAAACAAUUGAUAAUUAUAAUUUAUUUCAAAUAUCAUUGUCAAUUUUUUUUUUUAAAUGCUGAAUUCUAAAUAAAAUGUUAUUACAAAAUAGAUAUAUAUAUAUUUAUAUAUAAAAUGUAGACUUUCCUGGUUGUUUUCUAACCGGGCCAAUGUUUGGGAUGACCUGAAUGCGAGCCUGAUAGUGGAGAGAAACAAAUGUGAAACUAAGCUUAAUUCAGUCUGGAUUUCCAGGCUAGCAACAUGCAUCAUUAACAUAAAAUAAAACUCUAAAUUGACAUGAAAAUAGGAGACUUUAUUAAUAUAAAAACAUUUCCAAACUUAAGAUGCCAGUUGAGUUCCAGUCUUAACAUCAGAUGACAAAAGAAAAGGGAAUCCAAUAAGACUUUGCAUAAUGGACACUAAUUCACAAAAGUCUGAACAAUUCUUGAGUAAUAAUUAUUUUAUAUUUUAGAAUAGAUUUUUAAUAAAUAAUUAUUGUACUCAUAUGUUCAAGGUCCACAUGAUUGUGGUGAGAGUACAGUAUAUUUCCAGAUUGUGCCCAUGAUUAACAUUAUGGAGUCAACCGUACGGUUGUAGACAAAGUUUAAGACAAAUUCCUGAUUUUCUCACUAAAAUUCUAAGCAUAUCACUGACACACAAAAAAACAUUUGAUCUCUAAAAUUCACAGAUUAUUUCCCCACAUAUUACACAGCUACUUGUACUGGAAAAAUGGAUUUCCAUACUCUGCUAAUCGACAAACAAUGUAUGUACAUAUGGAGUAUUUUGUGUAUAACUGCCCCAUUAUCAAGGGCUCAGUCAACUGAAGCUGUAUUUGAUCUUCAAACCAAUACUAUAUUUUAAGAGAAUGGUGUCUGAUUUAUUUGUGAAAUAUUUACAAAUUAUAGGGCUGGUGGGUGUUUUACGAUGGUCAUACCAAGGAUCAUUUAGUUAUCUGAUAUAGAAUUUUAGGACCCAUUUAGGUAUCAAUAUAUUAAAGCAAAUGUAUUUUUUGGGGGAAACUUACUGCUUACUUACUGCCCAUAGCAACGCAUUGAGUAACAGAUUCAGACUCAAAAGGAAGUUUGUUUUAAAGUGUCUGUC